ACAACUUUCGGCUUUCUUCUUCUCUGGUUUAUCUCAAUAUUCUUUGAUUCUUAGCUUUGAUCUUCGUUCUUGAAUCCAUAAACAGCCAUGAAAGACGGCGAAGGAGGAGGAGGAAGAGGCAGGGCUAUGCUUUCCAAGCUCUUUCAAACGGAAAGAUCAUCGUUUGGCAGCGAGGAAGACGAGGUCUCACCGCGUGGUUCCGGCAGCCCUUGUUACCACUCCGACAAGAAUCUAACAAGCGCCGACAGCUCUCCGACACCGUACGACAUGUCUCCGUCUCCAUUUCUCAAGUCGCCGUGGAUUCUAGCUUCUCCGGCGUACCCUUUCCCGGAAGACCCAACGGCCGGGUUACUCGGCUCUCUUGUACGUGAAGAAGGACAUGUGUACUCCCUUGCUGCCUCCGGCGAGCUUCUUUACACUGGGUCUGACUCUAAAAACAUCAGGGUUUGGAAAGGGAGGAAAGAGUUCUCAGGGUUUAAAUCAAAUAGUGGAUUGGUUAAAGCCAUAGUGGUCGCCGGAGAUCGGAUAUUCACCGGCCAUCAAGAUGGGAAGAUACGUGUAUGGAGAGUUUCAAGCAAAGACCCCACCGUACACAAGCGUGUGGGGACAUUACCGAGUUUGAAAGACUGGUUGAAGAGUUCCAUCAAUCCGAACAGCUACGUGAGAGUUCGCCGGCACCGGAACACGCUCUGGUUGCGCCACUAUGAUGCCGUGUCUUGCUUGAGCUUGGAUAAAGAAAACGGACUUCUUUACUCUGGUUCAUGGGAUAAGACAUUCAAAGUUUGGAGAUUGUCGGAUUGUAAGUGUUUGGAGUCGGUGACGGCGCAUGAGGAUGCGAUAAACGCGGUGGCGGUGGGUGGCGGUGGAGUGGUGUUUACGGGGUCGGCGGAUGGGACGGUGAAGAUGUGGAAGAGAGAGGAAGGGAGGCAUAAGUUGGUGAGGGUGUUGAUGAGGACGGAGUGGGCUGUGACGGCGUUGGUCGUCGGAGAUGGGGUGGUGUACGCCGGGACGUCGGAUGGGUUGGUGAACUUCUGGGAAUGGAGGAGGAGAGGGUUGGAACAUGGUGGAGUUCUUAGAGGGCAUGCAAUGGCAGUGCUUUGCAUGGCCAUGGCGGGGAGGUUGGUGAUCAGUGGAUCAGCGGAUAAGACGGUGUGUGUUUGGCGGCGGGGAGAUGACGGUGAGCAUGUGAAGCUUGCGGUUUUGACGGCGCAUGAAGGUCCGGUGAAGUGUUUGGCGGUGGAGAAGGAGGAGGAGGAUGAGGAGGGUGGUGGUGGCGCCGGCGAGGUAGAGAAGAGAUGGGUGGUUUAUAGCGGCAGUUUGGAUCGGUCGGUGAAGGUGUGGAGAGUGACGGAGAAGGUGGCGGAGAAUGGUGGGGUCCACCGGACACCGUUGCACGUGCCGAGGAGCACGUACGUGUACUGAGAUAUGUGUGGGUUGACGUGUCGUGUUUUGGUUGGUUGGUUUAUGAGAAAAAAAAGAUCAUGUUGGUCGGUGACUCCAAGAUGUAAAUAAUAAAUACCCAACUUAAGUUUUUUAUUUUUUAUUUUGUUUAAAUGAGUUGUGGAGUGUGUGACUUGAUAUUUUAUAUAUUUAGAGUAAUUAUGUAAAGUUAUGUAUAUGAUGAGGUGUUUUUAUGUGAAUAUAAAAGAGAGAAAUAUUUAUGUAGUUAA
Dioscorea cayenensis subsp. rotundata (Guinea yam) is the source of this 1670-nucleotide messenger RNA. Its product is annotated as protein JINGUBANG-like. The transcript has a single exon. Bases 88 to 1422 code for a protein of 444 amino acids. NCBI's taxonomy places the organism in Eukaryota, Viridiplantae, Streptophyta, Magnoliopsida, Dioscoreales, Dioscoreaceae. Gene Ontology annotation, molecular function: protein binding. The record is from RefSeq and is a predicted model, not a curated record.